Acyrthosiphon pisum (pea aphid) is the source of this 1078-nucleotide messenger RNA. It is a transcript of the gene slx1, whose product is annotated as structure-specific endonuclease subunit SLX1. The record is from RefSeq and is a predicted model, not a curated record. The transcript is spliced from 4 exons. NCBI's taxonomy places the organism in Eukaryota, Metazoa, Arthropoda, Insecta, Hemiptera, Aphididae. Gene Ontology annotation, molecular function: crossover junction DNA endonuclease activity; 5'-flap endonuclease activity. Gene Ontology annotation, cellular component: Slx1-Slx4 complex. Bases 90 to 842 code for a protein of 250 amino acids. Gene Ontology annotation, biological process: double-strand break repair via homologous recombination.
UGAUUUUUGUUUGUAAAUGUUCAACGACGCAUUUUACCAUACUAAUAUUAUGAUAAGUUCAAUUAUUUAAAAUUAUUGUUAAUAUUGUUAUGGCCGAAGAAAUAGAACAUUUUUACGGAGUAUACCUACUGUACUGUUUGAAUGAAAAGAGCAAAGGAAAAACUUACAUUGGCUAUACCAAGGAUCCAAAUCGCCGAAUAAAACAACACAACAAAGGUGUCAAAAGCGGAGGAGCCAGAAAAACCAGUCUUCGUGGGCCAUGGGAAAUGGUUUUGAUAGUACACGGAUUUCCCAACGAUAUAUCAGCAUUAAGAUUUGAAUGGGCAUGGCAAAAUCCCAAGACAUCCAGACGAUUGAAACACAUAGCACUAAAAUCGAGAACUGAAAAAGCAUAUGACUAUUGUAUUCGCAUACUUUCUGAAAUGCUGCAUGUAGGUCCAUGGAAUCGUCUAGCUUUAAAUGUCCGGUGGCUGAACAUGCAUUAUCGACUCGACUUCAGUGACGAUAAAUUUCCACCGAUGCACAUGUCUAUAUGUCAAGGACCAGUUGUAUGUAAGAAACCUGUGUCGCCAAAUGAUCUUAGCUCUUUGGACAGCAGUAAAAGUCAAAUAUGUGUUUUGUGUGCACGUAAUUGUUGUGCAGAAAGUCUACUAAAUUGUUUAGAUCCAGAUUGUCAAGCAGUCACACAUAUUCAGUGUCUUGCAAAGCGAUUCUUAGGAUCAUCUGAUCAUAUUAUACCAAUAGAUGGUGAAUGUCCAGCAUGUGGCAUCCGUGUUCUAUGGGGUGAUUUAAUUCGGCGAAAAAAUGGAUGCUAUAAAAAUUUAAUUGCUGCCGGCAGAUAAUUAUUAAACAACUUAUUUAUUAUACCAUUGAUUAUGGUUUGAGUUCCUCUUUAAUGUGAAGUGUAUUUUAAAAAUAUAUAUAUAUUUUUUUUUUUUUUAUAGAUUAUUGAUUUUUGUAAAAAUUUUGAAUGUAUUAUUAUAUUUUAUUACUAGAUGAAAAAAAAAAUGAUUUACAUAUUAAUGUAUUAUAAAAUUGUUGACAUAAUAUUUUAAAAUUAAAUUUUUUGAAGACGUAA